AAUAUCAUAACUAAUCUCUAUAAAUAAGUUCUAAUAGCAGUAGUAGAUCUACAAAUGGAUUGAAAAUUAAUUUCGAAUUAUUGAGAAGUGUAUCAGUUACGUUACGGAAUUUUUUAUUCACAUGUAUGGCAACAUUGCAAUUUUAAACAACGGACCAGGUGUUGUGGCAACAUCACAAUUCUGAAAUAAAAAUAAUUAGUAAAAUCCAAGUUUAACGUAUGCGUUUAAAACGUAAUUCGUGUAAUAUUAAACAUCAAGUGUGAUAAUAUUAAAAUAUAAAAAUAUUUGCAAAAUAGUGCAUCUAGAAUUUGUAGAAAAUAUAUUUAGUUUGUAAAAAUGGCGGAUCCGCUGAGUUUGUUACGUCAAUACAACAUAAACAAAAAAGAUAUUAUUGAGCGAGAUAAUCAAAUUAUUUUUGGCGAAUUUUCAUGGCCAAAAAAUGUGAAAACAAAUUAUUUAAAAUAUGGGUCGGGUAAAAAAGGUGCUCCACGUGAAUACUACACAUUGGAAUGUUUGUUAUAUUUACUGAAAAAUGUAACUCUUCAGCACUCGGUGUAUGUACGCCAGUGUGCGGCUGAAGACAUACCGGCUGUUAAUCGUCCAGAUCGUAAGGAGCUUCUAGCUUAUUUGAAUGGUGAAACACAAACAUGUGCAAGUAUUGACAAAAGUGCACCGCUUGAAAUUCCAACACAAGUCAAACGACCAGCAGAAGGGGAAAGUGCCACUAGUGAGAAUGUUGCUAAAAAAGCACGUUUCGAAGAGUUACAAGUACAAAAAGUGCGUGAGCAGCUUGCAGCCCGUUGGGAUGUUAAUAAAAAGGAAACAACUGUCAAUAUUGACAACAUUAAAUCUCUGUCAGAGACCAUGUCAGUGGAGAAAAUUGCGGCUAUUAAAGCUAAACGUUUAGCUAAUAAGCGUACAACAAUUAAACGUACUGAUAAUGAAGAUGUUAUGGCGACUGAAAUGCGUGCUAUAUUGGAUUUCGAUGUAGACUCUACAAAGGACAUAAUAAGCAAGGAACGUCAAUGGCGAACACGUACUACUAUACUUCAAAGUUCUGGUAAAUUAUUUGCUAAAAAUAUAUUCGCCUUAUUGCAAGGAAUCAAAGCUCGUGAAGAAGGGCGAAACCGUCCAAUAACACAAAACCCAAUAAAACUACCAGAGCCAGCACGGCCUGUGAAUACAAAACCACAACUAACACAAUAUAACCGUUACGAUCAGGAAAGAUUUGCACGUCAGAAAGAAGAAACCGAGGGCUUUAAAAUCGACACACUUGGUACUUAUCAUGGUAUGUCACUUAAAUCUGUAACUGAAGGAUCGGUGCAACGUAAGGCAAAUGUUACUCCACAAACAGGAAAAAAUAAAGAAAUUAUUCCUGUAAAUCAAGUGCGACAAGUAGCACAAAAUGUACAAAAACGCACUUCCCGAACACCUAUAAUAAUAAUACCAUCCGCUAAUACUAGUCUAAUAACAAUGUAUAAUGCGAAGGAUAUAUUGCAGGAUUUAAAAUUUGUAUCUACAGAUGAUAAAAAGCGGCAAGGUUGUGUACGAGAUAAUGAAUUAUUAUUACAGAGAAAAAAGAAUAAUAUGACUGUACCGUAUCGUGUAAUCGACAAUCCGCAAAAAUUAACCGCUCAAGAUUGGCAGCGCGUAGUGGCUGUGUUUGUUAUGGGUCCGGCUUGGCAGUUUAAAGGUUGGCCUUGGGACAGUAAUCCCGUUGAAAUAUUUUCAAAAAUUUGUGCAUUUCAUUUGCGGUUUAGUGAAUUGAAAUUGGAUGGAAAUGUUGCUAAAUGGUCGGUAACAUUGUUAAAUUUAUCACAGACUCGAAGACACUUAGAUCGUGCUGUAUUAAUGACAUUUUGGGAAACACUUGAUAAAUAUAUGAUGAAGUUUAAACCUGAACUCAGAUUUUAAGGAACCCUGCUAAUCAUGAACCGUAAUUCUUUGUAAGAGAUACAUAAAAUAAAUAAAUAGUACUAAGAAAUUAAUUCGAACUAUGUAUGCACGAAUACCACUAUAUGAAAAUUAAGUACAUUUAACAUUAAUGUUUAUAUGCAAAAUUUGUUUUCUUCAGAAUUUUGAUUUUUAAUUCGAAAUACAUUAAGAAACUAAUAAAUUUUAAUAUCAAUACAAAUUAUGAAUAACUCUGAAUGAUAUAUUUAAAUAUGACU
Teleopsis dalmanni is the source of this 2171-nucleotide messenger RNA. RefSeq names its product parafibromin (gene hyx). The record is from RefSeq and is a predicted model, not a curated record. The transcript is spliced from 9 exons. Gene Ontology annotation, cellular component: Cdc73/Paf1 complex. Lineage: Eukaryota; Metazoa; Arthropoda; Insecta; Diptera; Diopsidae. Bases 337 to 1914 code for a protein of 525 amino acids. Gene Ontology annotation, biological process: positive regulation of transcription elongation by RNA polymerase II; transcription elongation by RNA polymerase II. Gene Ontology annotation, molecular function: RNA polymerase II complex binding.